AUGGGCAAGACCCCAGCUGUUAUCUUCGUCCAAUGGCAUCUCACCUCUCCCACUCCUUACGAUCCCCCUCUCACGUACGGCGGCUGGAAUCAAUCACGUGCCCUUGGGGUGCGAAUCGAACGUCUACUGAGGGAGCGGGAGCAAUGCAACCGCAAGCCCAGCGUAUCGGAGGAAUCGAAGAGUUCGCCAGCUUCGGCAGAUGAGGGCCCGAGUCCCAAAGCCGGCCUGCUCGCACCGGGAAGCCCACGGCGGAAACAACAAAUCAUCAUCCACUGCUCACCGUUUCUCCGCUGCGUGCAAACCGCAAUUGCCAUAAGUUCUGGAGUAAGCCAGGGUCGUGGUAUCCGCUCCGAUUCACCUUCAUCCACUUCCGCUUCCAGGAGCGUUGCGGAGGAUGGCUCUCUACAUGACAGCUCGACGACUCCACACCCACAACUCGAUUCCGAAGAUAGUCGGGGUGAGCACACCAAGCCGGAUACUACUGCAAAUAGAAAAGUUAAACGGGGCUGUUUAUUGCGGCUAGAUGCAUUUCUUGGAGAGUGGUUGACUCCUGAUUACUUUGACCAAAUACCCCCGCCGCCAGGUUCGGUUAUGAUGGUAGCAAGUGCAAAAGCCGAUCUUUUACGCCCUGCUGAAAUUAUUGAAUUGACAUCUCCAGCUGACGUUGUUUCGGCUUCUGGCUUUUUCCCAGGUGGCUGGAAUAGAUCAUCCACUAGCCCUGUCGAAAGAAGUGUUGGUUCCUCUGGAGCCACACAGAAUCCUCCUGGCAGAUUACGUUCGGGUACCCUUGAUAGUGGCUCCGGCGGCAUUCAUUCUGGCAAGCGGCCGAUGCUUUCCAAACUCACCACAUCCACGGCGAAUACCGACAGCGGUUAUAUCCCCCCAACGCCAACUUACGCAGUGAAGUCAUCAGACCCUAUUCCACGCGGGUAUGUGUCGCACGCACGCGACGCCUGUGUUGAAGUGGAUUAUCAGUGGGAUAGUAUGCGUGAGCCUCAGAACUGGGGAAGCGGCGGAGAGUAUGGGGAAGAAUGGAGCUCUAUGCACGAAAGAUUCCGCAAUGGGCUGGAACGCAUGAUAGCAUGGUACAAGUCGCGCCAAUCGGUGGAGGUUCAAGACUGCAAGGUAUCGGAUAAGGGCGAAGAUGCCGCUGACGAUACCGAAACGGUCCUUAUUCUGGUUUCGCAUGGUGCUGGGUGCAAUGCCUUGAUCGGCGCUCUCACUAACCGCCCAGCAUUACUCGACAUUGGAAUAUCGUCACUUACCAUGGCGGUGCGGAAAGCAGAGCCUACGUCUCACCCAGGCGGUGGCCUGUUGCAUCAAGACGGCCCUUCCGCGCUGGUUGAUGUUUCCGAUGAGUAUGAUCGGCAGUCCCAUUUCCAGCCCGGUAUCCUCCCGGGGAUUCCCAACCCCAGAUCAUUCUCAUCGACAGAGAUUUGGUUCGAUUUCGAGUUCUUUUAG
This is a messenger RNA of Uncinocarpus reesii 1704, 1461 nucleotides long. RefSeq lists its product as uncharacterized. Bases 1 to 1461 code for a protein of 486 amino acids. The record is from RefSeq and is a predicted model, not a curated record. The transcript is spliced from 3 exons. Lineage: Eukaryota; Fungi; Ascomycota; Eurotiomycetes; Onygenales; Onygenaceae.